CGAUCGCGCAUCCUCAAUCAGGACAAUCACCGACACCGUUCAGGCUGACUGCAAUACGCGUCCGGCGCUCGCCUUAUCACCAUGAACGGUCCUGCCGACCCCCUGCUGAACGCCGAGUAUCACAACCUUCGCGCCAUCCGCGACCUCGGUCACGAACUCGCUGGCGAUCGCCCAUAUGCGCCCGGCAACAACCAGCAGAGCGCACUCGCCAAGAUCACCCGCCUCCUCGCGAGCAAUCCCUUCCCCACCCUCCUCUCCAACCCGCCCCCCACCGCGGACCAAGACGCGGACAGCGACGUGAUCGCGGUCGUGCUCACCACCUUCACCGUCUUCACCGUCGUGUGGGACGCGGCGUCGCGCCUCCGCAGCCUCCAGCCCCCCAUGCGCGCGAUGUGGCCGCACAUCGUGAAGUGGGGCGCGCUCCUGCACCCCGCGCGCGGGCGGCUGACGACCUCCCGGGGGCACUGGUCGACGGGGCGCGAGGUGACGGGCCUCGCGCAGGCGUACAUGUCGAUCGCGGAGGCGGACCCCGCGUACGUGCGGCCCUUCAUCCUCGAGCACGAGGACUUCGCGGCGCAGGCGCUCGAGCUGUGGCUCCACUUCCCGCGCUACGUCCCGCGCUCCGCGAUGGACGAGUCCGGCACGUCGCACUCCGCGAUCGUCGUCGCGCACGCUGUGUACAAUCUGCUCGGGAAUGAGCUCAAGCCGCACGCCGACGAGGAGUCCGUCUCCCUCUUCCGCUCUAUUCUUAAGCGCGUCGCUGGGCGCAGGCGCACGCUCUACCUCGCCGCCGCCGAGCAGACCGAGUUCCUCACCCGGAUCUCGAUCAUGCCGCUGCUCGUCGCCAGGAUCUGGGAGGGCCACUACGCGCUACUAGGCGGCCUCUUCGGCCUCGAGUCCGGCCUCUUGGGACGCGACCCAAUCUGGCGCCCGGGCUCUUCCCGCUCCUCCCAGCUCCCUUCCCGCAUCGCCACCGCCCUGGUCGCCGCGGGGCUCAAGUGCGUGCAGGCGCAGGACAUGCCCGACGCGCAGGUGCGCGACUCGCAAGACGCAGCGCGGUGCGCGGCGCAGGUCCUCGCGCUCCUUCUCGGCCGCAUCUCGGACGGCAGCCGUCUGCUGGCGCGCGCGGUGGGCGCGGGGGCGGGAGAUCUGCUGCGAAGUCUCGAGGGCGCUGCUGGGCCUCUGCAGACGGCGUCGGACGGGAAGCCGGCGAGCUUGUACGACCACUCCGCGCUCGCGCGGCUUAUGUGCGCGGGCCUGUCGCAAGUGCGCGUCGUGCGCGCGUUCUAUGGGCGCCAGACGCAGCCGUGGGAUGUGGGGCAGAUUGUGUCACCGAAGAAGGGGGCGAAGGCGAGGGGAGUCCAGACUCCGACCGCGACCUGGCAGGACGUCGCGCGCGCGUGGAAUGCAGCGCGCGAGGUGUACUUGCACAGCCACAAGAAGCGCGAGUGGCAGGAGGUAAUGGAGUGCGCGAACCGGGAGGAGCCCUCUGCCCACGACCGCCUCGUGCGCGCGUGCCCGUGCGGAGACGCGUUCUACUGCUCGCGGAGCUGCCAGCGCGCGGACUGGGACGCGCGGCACCGCGGGGAGUGCCUCGCGGAGGAGGGUGUUUGGGGGCUGGGAGGCGCCCUCUCCCUCUCUGAUGCGCUCUUCGUGUGCGCCGUGGCGCGGCACUACAUCGCGACGAACCGGACGGCGGUCGGGAUGCACAUAUCGGCGUUGAAGCUCAGCGGGAAGAAGGACAAGUCCAAGCAGUCGACCAAGCAGCCUAUCAUUCUUGUCAACCUCACCGAUGUGGCGCCCACGCAUGACGUGUACGCGGCGAGCUCAUCAGCUGCUGUCGAGCCCAUUAAGUCGGGGAUCGUCGGCGUUGACGUGCCGCGCCGAGUGCUUGUCGAAGUCAAGAUCCCACUUGGCCAGAGGCAGGAGCGGCGCGUCCUGCCGUUUUCGUAUGAUGCGGCGUACUUCAAGGGGUCGUUGGGGUUGUAGGCUCUGGUCACGGCCGGCUCAACGUCGACUCUCUUGGUCCGCGCGGAAUCCUGAACCGCAGCCAGGAACUUGCAAUUUCUUGCAAAGCCUCUGCCCUGGGACGCCUGCUUGUCGAUAAGCGCAUGGCUUCUUGUCGAUGGCUUUGGCUCUGGAUCUUCGAGGGUUUCCUGCACUUGACCUUGGUUGGUCAGCUGAGACGGGCGAAACCGCCAUGUCCGCGUAUUGGGAGCUCACGAUGCGCACACACGGAGAGUGCAUGAACUCAGCGUUGAUCUACCAGGCUGAAUGUGCAUCGCUCGAUCUGAGCGUUGCGCGCAACGCAGAGCAUGAUACGGCAGCAGCG
Schizophyllum commune H4-8 is the source of this 2332-nucleotide messenger RNA. RefSeq lists its product as uncharacterized. Lineage: Eukaryota; Fungi; Basidiomycota; Agaricomycetes; Agaricales; Schizophyllaceae. The coding region runs from base 82 to 1989 and encodes 635 amino acids. The record is from RefSeq and is a predicted model, not a curated record. The transcript is spliced from 5 exons.